AUGGUCAGGCGGGAGGCAUCUGUUGAUUUGGCACGGAAUGACCCAUUAGGUUGCUCUCUCUUCUUGUCUGCAGAUGCCUGUGAGCUCAGUUUGGACCCAAACACAGCAAACAGAAAUCUUUCUCUUUCUGAGGGGAACCCAAUGGUGACACAUGUGAAAGAAGAGCAUCCAUAUCCCGACCACCCAGAGAGAUUUGACAAGUUUCCUCAGGUGCUGUGUAGAGAGGGACUGUCUGGACGCUGCUACUGGGAGACUGAAUUUAGCAACCUUUGGGCUCGUAUAGGUGUGGCCUAUAAAAGCAUCGAGAGGAAAGGGAAUAAUAUUGACACCCAACUAGGACGCAGUAACAAGUCUUGGGCUCUGUAUUGUUCUGAUAACAGCUACUUUGCCUGGCAAAAUAAUGAACGCACUGACAUACCUGUCCCUCCCUCCCGCUCCAGAAGAGUAGGAGUGUACCUGGACUGGCCGGGCGGCACGGUGUCCUUCUACAGCAUCUCAUCUGACACACUCACCCACCUGCACACGUUCCACUCCACAUUCACUGAGCCCCUCUAUGCAGGGUUUUAUGUUUGGCCUGAUUCUCCAGUGUCCCUAUUCCAGAUCACAUGAGUCACAUACUCCAGAGCCUUGUAGCGUGACUUUACAAUAUGAAGAUGUGAUAAUAAUUAAUAAUAAGAAUCAUAAUUUACUAUGAAAAGAUUUUUAGUCAUAUAACUGCUUAAAUCAAGCUUGCUCUAAAACAAAUUAAAAUGUGCAAAUGCUGCAAG
Molecule: messenger RNA, 767 nt
Organism: Alosa sapidissima (American shad)
Lineage: Eukaryota; Metazoa; Chordata; Actinopteri; Clupeiformes; Clupeidae
Product: stonustoxin subunit beta-like
Exons: 1
Coding region: 1-609 (202 amino acids)
Molecular function (GO): protein binding
Source: RefSeq, a predicted model, not a curated record